Molecule: messenger RNA, 1080 nt
Organism: Brugia pahangi
Lineage: Eukaryota; Metazoa; Nematoda; Chromadorea; Rhabditida; Onchocercidae
Source: the annotation of a GenBank genome assembly
AUGAACGAAGUGUUUUUCUCGGGAAUAGAAAAACCACGUUGGAUACUAUUUGGUGAUUCCUAUUCUGGUGCACUUGCAGCAUGGUUUCGUGAAAUGAACGAAGAUCUUACUAUUGCAGCAAUUGUAUCAUCUGGUGUGGUUCAAGCUGAAGUCGAUUAUUAUGAUCAUACCAAAAAUUUGGAAUAUGUAUUGAAGGAGGAGAAUGCACCGUGCGCUGAAACUAUUCGAUUGGGUAUGAAAGCACUGAUUGAAAAAACAUAUACCGCAGAUGGUAGGGCAGAAUUAGGAAAGGUUUUUAACAUGUGCGUACCAUUUACGGAGCCAUCAAUAUCAAAAGAUAUACAACUUUUUCUUGCAAGUGUUUUGUCUUUAUUUGGUGCUUUUAUACAGUAUGCAGGAGGAUGUCGAAUUCCCGAUGUGUCUUAUUUUUGUAAUCUAAUAACGCAUGGUGGUGACACAGAUGGUAUUGGGAUAAUUUUGAAUACCUGGAAAAUUCAUGAUCAAGUAUUUCAAUCUGAAGAAUGCUUUGAUCAAAGCUAUGCAAACCAUUUGGAAAAAUUGAGUGAUAUCAGUUUGGUGCAUAAUGAAUUUGUAUCGUAUCGUAGUUGGCUAUGGCUUUCCUGUACAGAACUUGGCUUUUUCAUUACAACAGACAAUGGAAAAAGCAUAUUUGGAUCAUCUGUAUCACUUGAUUAUUUUAUCGAUAAAUGCAUGGACGUAUUCGAUGUGCAGUAUGAUGCGGAACGUGUUCGUGAUGGCGUACGCAAUACAUUGCGUACAUUUGGAGGUUAUGAUAAUUAUAGAGGUAGCAAUACGAUAUUUGCAACUGGUUCAUAUGAUCCAUGGAAAUCAGCUUGUUGUUUGAAUUGUACUGAUAUUACAAGAAAUGUUUACUCUUUUAUAAUUGAAGGUGGUUCUCAUUGCAUUGACACAUGUCCUGUCAAUUUCAUCAAUUUACCAGCAUUAGAUGAUUAUCGAAUAUUUCUUGAUGAAAAAAUAGAAAUGUUUAUUGCGGAAAGCUCUACAACCAAUGAUAGUUACAAUAGCAAAAACAAUAAUAGCAAUAACAAUAACAAUUAA